UGACGAAGAGAACGCCGUAUCCUAGUCCACAGGCAUCGCCUAUGUUUGAUAAUUCCCUUUGGCUGCAUCACGAUGGAGCAGGUGCUAUGAAUGCGGUUCACUUAGAGCAUAGAUCUUUCCCCUCGAUUCACUCCUCACCUCAGUCGUUACUCUCAUUGAUAGAGUUUCACGCAUCCCAAGUGGCCAAGUAUAGAGAGUUAUACAAGUCUUCGCAGGUUGAGUUGACGCUUGAAAGAGCAGCAAAGAGGAAGUCAGAGGAUGAGGUCGACAGAGAGAGGGCUAUGAGGAGGAAACUCGAGGAUCAGGUUUGGGAGAUGAAGACGAACGAGAAGUCAUCGUUCUGAGGGUGGUAAGCUCGGAGAUGGGGUCAACGACUUGGACAGUCUUUUUUUCCGAAUGGGCUCGCGCUGGUGCGGGCGCCAGUAGUUCGUCCUUGGGGAUUUCUUUGUA
Cantharellus anzutake is the source of this 450-nucleotide messenger RNA. RefSeq lists its product as uncharacterized. The record is from RefSeq and is a predicted model, not a curated record. NCBI's taxonomy places the organism in Eukaryota, Fungi, Basidiomycota, Agaricomycetes, Cantharellales, Hydnaceae. Bases 42 to 344 code for a protein of 100 amino acids. The transcript is spliced from 3 exons.